This is a messenger RNA of Aureobasidium pullulans EXF-150, 1238 nucleotides long. RefSeq lists its product as uncharacterized. The record is from RefSeq and is a predicted model, not a curated record. The transcript has 3 exons. NCBI's taxonomy places the organism in Eukaryota, Fungi, Ascomycota, Dothideomycetes, Dothideales, Saccotheciaceae. Bases 202 to 1068 code for a protein of 288 amino acids.
GAGCCAAAAAUCAGACGACCAGUCAACUGAAUCAUAUUUCCUCUGCUGUGCCUUGACAUCUGCAAAAGACAGGACCAACGGAGGUGCAUGCAUGCCGCUGUGGGCUGCAAGCAGAUGUGCGGAUAUUUUGGCGCGGGAGUGCCUGCAUUAGAGAGCCAUUGAUUGACAGGGUUUAGCCUCGCUCCCGGCGGGACGGAGAGAAUGGCUUGGAAUCCGAUCUUUUCGAAAUGCUGCUGUUGGCGGUGCAUCCUUUUGCCAAAUCGACCCCCUGCUCUUCAGGUCGCCGCGCCGCUGCCGGGGGCUGGCUGUUGGUACCGUUGCCGGGCUUGUCAAUCAAUCAAAGCUGCAAGAUCGGCCGCCCUUGCUGCGCGCAUCAAAUCGGACUUGAAACAGCCAAACAGAAAAAGCUCAGGCGCACGGCUGCCCCGUCUGCGUCAGUCUGCGCUCGACGGAAAAAAAGUAAUGGGUGCACGUCAAUUUCAAUCUCCCUGGGACCUACCAAGCGAGACACCCCAGGGAAAGGGGGUGCACCCAGAGAAGGGCAUGCGUGGUGACGCGAGUUGUAGACAGAGUCGAGAUAGAUAUAACCCGUAUCGCCUUCGCUAUGGGCAUGCCAGGUUUUUUGUUCCUUUCUUUCCCUUGUUCAUCAUCAUCGCAUACCUUUCACUCCCUGCGCAAGGCGUAUACAUUUUUUAUAAUUCUUGGUUUCGGUUCCUUGGUGAGACCAGCAUUCCACACACAUUCUCUUGGGAAGAGUCCCCUUGUAUCAAAAGACUCGAUUCGCCCUCGCUACAAAGCUAUAUUCCACCCGUCUUCCGUCAGACGGAGUCUCCGGUUAUCGAGAUUACAACCCUUCGCCUGCUGCUUCUCUUCACGAGGACAUCCGAGUUGAUUACCGUUACUCAUCCUUGCACGGCACUCCCAUCUCUUCUUCAGAGCACCAUUCCAAUCGUUCACCACAUGAUCAGAAGGAACAGCAACGCCGUCACAGUCAACAUGGGCCGAGGAGCGUACGACACAACAGGAACUUUGAAGCCUGGCCAGCCUCCGCCACCAAAGCCUCGAUAAUCUUGUGAUCCCACCUGACACGAGAGCACCAUGCGCUGUCAUUCCGUUUCUUCUCCGUCCUUGCGGCCGGAAGAGGAAGGGAAAAGAUACAGCAAUCAAAGGACACAGGCGCUGGCGUUGUUCUAUAUCUGCUUCCGCAAGGUCCUUGCUGCCACAUUUCCCUCUCAAAC